AAAAAAAAUCAAAUUAAGGGAGAAACCCCCCUGAAGCAGCGAGCAAGUGGGACUGGGACGACCCAAAAUCGCCGCCAGCGCCAAUGACGGCCGAAAAAUCACACCCAUCGGAGACCUCUAAACAUUCGUUCGAUCAACGAGCUGAAUCUCCACAACGGCCUUCGAAAGUCGCAAAGCUCAACGGCGACAGCGACGUCGAAGAGGAAGAUCGGAGUGCCUUAAGUUCGAGCGUGAAGCGAAUGAUUCCGAACCCUAGAAUUCAAAGGUACUUGAUUGCGAUUGAGUACAUCGGAACUCGCUUCGCCGGCGCUCAGCAACAAUCCAAUUGUCGAACUGUCGUCGGUGCUCUGGAGGAAGCUUUUAAAAAUUUUAUUGGACAGCCCGUAUCAAUAUUUUGUUCAAGUCGAACUGAUGCAGGAGUACAUGCGUUAUCAAAUGUUUGUCAUGUAGAUGUGGAAAGGAUAAGCAAGCGGAAACCUGGUGAAGUGGUAUGUUAUCUUUUAAUCCCACCUUUUGCAUUUGUAAGGUCUCUUAGGCCUUCUUUUUGGGGAGUAGGAGGGGUGGGGUCGGGGGCACCCUGGAGAGGAGGGGAGUUUUGUCAUAGUUUUAUCCGUACUAAUUUUCUCUAUUUGCUAGUCUUAGACUUUCCACAAGCUCACAAAGUAAGCCACUAAGCACCAUAAUGCAUUGUAAUCUCCAUAUCACCCACUACUCCAUAUUAUUGAGCUUGAAUGCACAGAUGAGAGACUUUCUAGUUUCUACAAGUCAUAAAGUGCCCUAGAAAUGUCCGGUUGUGUGCCAUAAUGUUCUGCAUCUUCAAAUGGAAAAAGGUUGAAUAUCUACUUCUUGUAGUUUUGUUCCUUUUUAAGGAUUCCUAUUAUCUCUUAAGAGAUUGAACGUUUGAGCCUCAGGUUUAGGUUUGUCUAUAUCCUUUCUCCCUUCAUCCACCUGAGUAUUAUCUUUUUUCUGAAGUAAAGGUAAGGACUUCAGAUGCAUUAAUAAAAUAAGUAAGAAUAGUGAUUCUUAGCAACUGUACCUGUACAAAAUUUUCUUUGAUAAGAAAUGCAUCUUGGUCAAACAUGGCUCUUAUUGUUUAACACUCUUGUAGUAUUUUAGAAUGUUGAAGUAGGUAUCAUACUAUCAUUAUAGAAGUGUAGAGUAGCUGAAUCAAUUACCCCUUUCAUAUAGCUGUCGUUUAUUUACUAGCCAAUGUAUAUAGAUGUUGAGCCAUCACAUGAUGCAAUAAUUGCAAUCCCCUUCAACAACUUUAUGAUUAGUAUACUUUUGUAAGUAAUACAGUACUUAUUAGGAGCACAAUAUUUGAUAUUUUACAAAAGUACUCAUUUCUGUAUUUAUGUUUGCACCUUGGUAUUCUUAUCAUGACUUCUUUGUACAUUUUCUACAUGUACUUGUACUCUGCUGGCUUUUAUAAAAUUGAUGUAUUGCAUUGGUUGCAAGUAUCACACUAGAUCAUUGACCUGUUAUCAACUUUGUCCAUAAAUAUCGUGAAAUAGUCACACGUUUAUUGAAAUGAGGCGAGUUAGUGAGAUGAACAUAACGACAAAGAUGCUUGGGACUCAUGUUGGUGAACUUCUUGAGCACCACAUUUUAAAGCUUGCCAGAGUCAUUUAUCAUUGGUAAUAUAAGGGUUUUUUUUGGUAGGUAGGCUUACCCCACUAUUUGCUAACUCAGAUCUCUUGCUUUGAACUGAACAUUAGCCUUUCAGGACUUGAUUUGGAAUUUUGUUUACUUCCUGCAACAGAUGCAGAGUUAGGAUAUGUGAUAAUUAAUGUGUGCAGCUUUUUUUAGUAUGCCAACUCUUACUUUAAUGCAGUUACCGCCCCAUGAACCUGAAGUGGUUAAAAGAGCUGUGAACCAUUUUUUACAGAAAAAUGAGGGUGAUAUAAUGGUCAUUGAUGUUUGCAGUGUUGCAGCUGAUUUUCAUGCCAGAUAUAAAGCUAAGGAACGAACGUACUUUUAUAGGAUUUUAUCUGGAUCUGAGCCUUUAUCAACCUUUGAAAAAGACCGGGCUUGGCAUGUACCUGAGGAGCUAGAUCUUCUCUCUAUGCAGCAAGCGUGCAGAAUUCUUGCUGGACAUCAUGAUUUCAGUUCCUUUAGAGCCGCUGCAUGUCAGGCAAAAUCACCAGUCCGAACUUUGGAUGAAUUAAGCGUUACUGAGGUGGUAUCAAGUCCAUAUUUCCCAUCAACUUCAGAAAGGAAACCAAGUGGUGCUGUUAUGAAUGGCCUGCCUGACACCUUGAAUUCUGCGAUUCCCAAUCUUGAAGGUAGACGCGAGUUUGGGAUUAGAAGAAGGCAUCGUUGCUUAGUUGUCACAGCAAGGGCACGUUCUUUUCUUUACCAUCAGGUUAGACUACUAGUGGGAGCUCUCAAAGCUGUGGGGACUGGGGAUCUCACUGUUCCUGAUGUUCAACGCAUCCUCGACGCGAAGACAGUAACUGCUGCAAGUCCAAUGGCCCCUGCAUGUGGUCUUUACCUUGGACAUGUGAAAUAUGAUCUGCCUCCUCCUCCCCAAACUGAAGGAUCAGAAAAAACAAUAUGACACCCAUAUUGUUUGCACUGAGGUAUCAAACUAUGUUUUGAUCAUUUUUGGUAGCUGGCACCCGACACAUAAGCAUGAACGGGGUUCUAUCUUAAAACCAAUUGUGCAAUAUGCACACAAUUUGAAGAUCUCGAGGUUAAAACAUUAUUCCAGUACAAGUUUUUUCCGGAAAUUGUGUCUCUGCUCCCAAGUAGUGGUAAGAUUUGGGUAACACUCACUCCCUAGAUCCUACUUUUUUGUGAUUUUUUACUUGGUUUAUUGUUGUUGUAAUAGCGGGCUAAAUCUGGCAUUUAGCUUAUUUUGUUGAAGAGACCAUGGGAAAACAUAAAACCCAAACCAGCAUUGAAAACUAGGAAAAAUCAUUAUUGGUGGACAAAUUCUGUUUUUUUAACUCAUUGUAAAUUUCAUGUUAU
Molecule: messenger RNA, 2973 nt
Organism: Cuscuta campestris
Lineage: Eukaryota; Viridiplantae; Streptophyta; Magnoliopsida; Solanales; Convolvulaceae
Source: the annotation of a GenBank genome assembly